AAAUAUUAUCUUACUUAAAAAGGGGUAGAAAACAUCAUGCGUCUCUCCUCCCCCAACUCCCGAGUAUCUAUAUAGAAUUAUAGAUGGUGUUGUCAGCAGCGGUUUGUUUGUUCUCGCUGUGUGUCUCCUCAUACGAUCUUGGUUUUCAUCUAGUUUUGUAUUGAGUUGAGUCGAAUACAAGUUUAUUGGUGGGGUGGGGUCUCUUGUGUUACUCACUGAUAAGGUGAUGGUGAGGCCCCAUCAUUUACCAAAAUCUCAGCUUUUGUUUUGGGUUUCAGCCUCGGCCGCAUGGUAUCUGAAGUUUCUAGCCUUCCAGAUUCAGAGCAUUAGAGUAAGGUACAAAGCUCACAAUCAAGGUGAAUUUCAGUUUGGAUAAGAAACAGAUUUUGAAUCAGAAAAUUGGAAUCCCAGUGGUUAAGUAGAGAUUGAAAAACAUAUUUCUUGACAUAUCUAUAUAUCUGCACAACUGGGGUUCUUACUGUUUCUGUGAGGAAAUGAAUUUGGCUUGAAUGUUUAUUGGGUGAUGAUCGUGGAAAAGUAGAAUUUGAGAUUGGAGAAUCAGGAUUCCAAAGACUAGGAAGUUGGGUUUUGUUUGAGAUCAACUCGUUUCCGUGAAAUUGGUGAUGGAGAGGCAGAGCAGUUUUCAGUCUGCAAGGAUGGAAAAACUACCUAGUUUCAGUGGGGCAAUCGAGCAGCAGUCAAGUUCUCGAGGGGUGAUGGAGAAACAGAAGAGUUUUCGUGGGUUUAUGGAGAAGCAGAAGAGUUUUCGGAUGGUUAUGGAGAAGCAGCUGAGCUUUAUUGGUGGUGAACGGAGGAGGAGCAAGGAGUCACCGGGUAAAAGAGGUGACUCUCAACUCCAUUUGGCGGCUCGAGCAGGGAAUUUAGUUAGAGUCAGAGAAAUUCUUCAGAACUGUAACAGCAAUGAGUCAAUUGGUUUAUUGUCAAAGACAAACCAGGAGGGAGAGACCCCCCUCUAUGCCUCAGCGGAGAAUGGGCAUGCUUUGGUUGUUGGGGAAAUGUUGAGGCAUAUGGACCUUCAAACUGCAUCAAUUGCCGCCAGAAAUGGCUACGAUCCAUUCCACAUUGCUGUAAGACAGGGCCAUCUUGAGGUGUUGAAAGAACUUCUGCACGUGUUCCCGAACUUGGCUAUGACAACAGAUUUAUCCAAUUCAACUGCCUUACACACGGCUGCUACUCAGGGGCAUAUUGAUAUUGUAAAUCUCCUUUUGGAAACUGACUCAAAUCUCGCCAAGAUUGCCCGCAAUAAUGGUAAGACUGUGCUUCAUUCAGCAGCAAGGAUGGGGCACUUGGAAGUAGUCAAGUCCCUACUAAGAAAGGAUCCAAGCGCUGCUUUUAGAACUGACCUGAAAGGUCAAACUGCGUUGCACAUGGCUGUAAAAGGGCACAAUGAGGAGAUUGUGCUGGAGUUGCUGAAACCUGACCCCUCAGUUUUGACUGUGGAAGAUAACAAGGGAAACAACGCAUUGCAUACUGCCACAAGGAAGGGCCAUAUUCAGAAUGUACGCCUUCUGUUGUCCAUUAAUAAAGAGGGUAGUAACAUCAAUGCAAGCAACAAGGCUGGAGAGAGCCCACUUGACAUUGCAGAAAAAUAUGGGAGUCCAGAACUUGUGGCUGUGUUAAAGGAAGCAGGGGCCACCAAUUCUAAAGACCAAGGAAAACCUGCAAAUCCAGCCAAGCAGCUGAAGCAGACCGUGAGUGACAUAAAGCACGAUGUCCAGUCCCAACUUCAACAGACCCGCCAAACUGGUGCCAGAGUCCAGAAUAUUGCAAAAAAGUUGAAAAAGCUCCACAUUAGUGGCCUCAACAAUGCUAUAAACUCUGCCACAGUUGUUGCCGUUCUGAUUGCCACUGUUGCUUUUGCAGCCAUCUUCACUAUUCCUGGCCAGUAUGUUGAGGACGAAACACCAGGGCUUACGCUUGGACAAGCACACAUAGCAAAUAAUGCUGCUUUCAUCAUCUUUUUUGUGUUUGACAGCCUGGCACUCUUCAUCUCCCUGGCUGUUGUUGUAGUCCAGACAUCUGUGGUUGUGAUUGAGCAGAAGGCAAAAAAGCAGCUUGUAUUUGUGAUCAACAAGCUCAUGUGGCUAGCUUGCCUCUUCAUUUCGAUCGCUUUUAUUUCUCUGACGUAUGUGGUGGUGGGCACGCACUCAAGGUGGCUUGCUGUGUACGCAACAGUUAUAGGCAGCACAAUCAUGCUUACUACCAUUGGCUCCAUGUGCUAUUGUGUCAUUUUACAUAGAAUGGAAGAGUGCAAAAUGAGGAACAUUCGGAGAGCUGAGAGUAAGUCUCGUUCAUUCUCUAUGUCUAUGGCAUCAGAACAUGAAGUUUUGAACAGCGAGUAUAAGCGGAUGUAUGCGCUUUAAGUUUCAUAUGGGAGAAUGAACACAGGGAUUGGGGGACCUAUGCUGUAUCUUAGCAUAUAGGACUAGGAGCUUAAAUACAUAUGCCACACCUGCUCCUGCUCCACUCAUCAGAUUCAAAUUUUAACGUAAUAACUGAUCUAAAGGCAUCUAUCUCUUAAGAUCAUCGGGUUGAGCAGGUAAAAGGAAAUCAUAUAUAUCUGCCUCAUUCCUCUUCUAUCAGCUCUUGGUAUAGCAAGGAAUGGCUUCUUUCAUCUGUCUGCUGUCUGGUGUUACUGGCUAUGCUAAUGGACUAGGGUAAGCAUCCAUGUUUUAUCGUUGGAGGGCUAUGAGGCAGUUGCAUAAAUUAAUCAUCAAGGCAUACUGAACUGAGUGAAUGUACCAUGCCAAGUUUACAACUACUGUUGUUCAAGUGUUUGAUUAGGAGUUUAUAAAUAAUCUGUAUUAUGUGCAAAGUAUUGUCAUACCAGUUGAAGUUUAAAUUAAUAAUGUCACCCUUUUUGGUCUCAGUCCUUGGUCGGAACUAAUCAGAAAUAAACGACGAAGCCUGAGAAAACAGAGGAUAAUGCAGAGAAAAGGUAGAUCACA
Malus domestica (apple) is the source of this 2969-nucleotide messenger RNA. Its product is annotated as ankyrin repeat-containing protein At5g02620-like. NCBI's taxonomy places the organism in Eukaryota, Viridiplantae, Streptophyta, Magnoliopsida, Rosales, Rosaceae. The record is from RefSeq and is a predicted model, not a curated record. Gene Ontology annotation, cellular component: plasma membrane. Gene Ontology annotation, molecular function: protein binding.